Messenger RNA from Scaptodrosophila lebanonensis, 1082 nucleotides. RefSeq names its product alpha-tocopherol transfer protein. Gene Ontology annotation, cellular component: membrane. The transcript is spliced from 3 exons. The record is from RefSeq and is a predicted model, not a curated record. Gene Ontology annotation, molecular function: phosphatidylinositol bisphosphate binding. Lineage: Eukaryota; Metazoa; Arthropoda; Insecta; Diptera; Drosophilidae. Bases 1 to 933 code for a protein of 310 amino acids.
AUGCCAUCCAUUCGCCCAUUAAGUCCGGAAUUGCAGAAGGUUGCAAUUGAGCAGCUGAAUGAAGUUCCCGAUCGAAUAGAUGAUGACAUUGCAGCGCUACGAACCUGGAUCGAGCAGCAGCCGCACUUAAAGGCGCGCACCGACGAUCAGUUCCUGGUCACCUUUCUGCGUGGCUGUAAGUACAGUUUGGAGAAGGCAAAGGCCAAGAUCGAUCGAUUCUACACACUACGCACAAGGUACCCGGACUAUUUCACGGGGCACAAUGUCAACGUCGAUGAACUGAUUAAAAUCUUUAGAUUGGGCGUAAUAAUUUAUUUGCCACAGCCACUAAAAGACAAUGGUCCACGUGUGGGCAUCAUGCGAAUGGCCGCCUACAAUCCAGACGAGUACAACUUUAGCGAAAUAAAUCGAGCUGCCCAAAUGAUGCAACAGAUCGUGCUUAAUGAAGAUGAUGAGGCCAUUGUCAAUGGCGUGGUACACAUCAUGGACUUGGCCAAUAUCAAGGCAGGUCAUCUCUUACAGAUGACACCGUCUCUUGCCAAAAAACUCACCGUCUACCAAGAAGAGGGUGUGCCGCUGCGACCGAAAGGCGGACAUUUUAUUAACACGCCUGGUGGUUUCGAUAAGGUUUUUAAUUUUGUCAGGCCCAUGUUGUCAGAGAAGCAACGGAAUCGAAUGUACAUGCACGGUUCCAAUUGGAAUGCAUUGUUCGAGCAAAUUCCCCAGAAGUAUUUACCAAUUGAGUAUGGUGGCGAAAAUGGCUCCAUACCUGAAAUUAUUAAGAGCUGGGAGGAGCGUAUAUUGGCCAUGAAAGACUACUAUGUGGAGGAGAACAACUACGGAACCGAUGAAAAGCUGCGGCCUGGAAAGCCCGUAGAUUUUGAAAAUCUUUUUGGGCUUGAGGGUUCCUUUAGAAAACUGAAUGUUGAUUAAUACAUAUUUCUGAAGUCAUUGAAAAUCGAUAUACAUUUCCAAAAUUAUUAUCGGUCUGUUUGUCUCCUAUAAGUACUAUAUGUAUUCCAAAAACCUAUUGAUUGUAGUAUUUAGUCGGUGUCCACAAAUAAACCUCCCUCAUCAGCUGA